This is a messenger RNA of Cotesia congregata, 2016 nucleotides long. The record is from the annotation of a GenBank genome assembly. NCBI's taxonomy places the organism in Eukaryota, Metazoa, Arthropoda, Insecta, Hymenoptera, Braconidae.
AUGACGCUAAAAAUUUUUUCGAAACUUUUCACUUUUCUCAUGGUACUAAAUAACGUUCAAACUUUUAAUUUGACCGACAUUUAUGAUCUCAAUUCAAUAAACCAUUUUUUCGAUGAUAUCUCGACGAAAGUAAAAAAUGAGUAUCUUUCUAAUGAAUUAAUAACUGACGGUGAAAAGAAUAUUAUUUUAAACAAAAUCGUGAUUGAUUUGAUUGGAAUACUUACAAAAUUAGACGACAUAAAAAGUGACUUUGAUGAUAAUUAUUUGACCCAAGAAUUCGAUGGUUUGAUGAAAUCGUUUGAAAUUUAUAACUCUAAACUUCGAGAUUUUGAAUCGUAUUCGUCUUUAAUUGCGCGCAAAAAAAUUAUAGACGAAAAACGUUAUACAAUCGAAACUUAUGUCAAAUGGAUAGUUUCUUUUCAAAACGAUACAGAGUUACAAAGUUUAAUAAAUUUUUGUCCAUUUAUAUCGAAAAGUAUUGAACUUAUUGACAGUGUUUUUCAUUCUGAUUCCAUCGCUGAAGUAUUAAAUGAGUUGAUUGAUAACAUUUCGAAGAAAAUAGAGACUAACCAGUACAAUAUUUGUGGUCAACGAAGCUCAUUAAAUGAAGGAUGGUUUUUCUACUAUCGUCAAACAAUGACUGCUUUUCUCAAAAAAAUGGUGAUCUAUUACUAUUUCGGAGUUAUAGACGCAAGAUGUAAAAAUGAACAACAAAAUGAUGCUAUGACAUUUUUGAAGACAAAUUCAAUCGAAAUUUUAACAAAGAGUCUAAAGUCGUCAAAGCAGUUACAACAAAUGAAUUAUUAUAUGUAUCAAUGUGAUGCAUUUGAUCUCAAAAAAGGUGAUUAUAUUAGUACUUAUGAACUAAGGCAAAUAAGUAAAAUCUAUGGAGGAUAUUAUCAAUUGGAAAGGAUGAUUCAGACAAUGGUAAUUAACGAAAAAGAUUUAAGUGCUGAUCAAUCAUGUUGGCAUAAUUGUAAACUUAAUAAAAUGGAAGGUAACAUAAAUCAUACGGAAUGUAAAGAAUUUUAUGACUGUCGCUUUAUGAGCUAUGGUUUUCAUAUGUGCAAUGAGAAAAAAGAAAGUACAAGACGCUACCAAUGGUUCAAAGAUAACCAUGAUAUUCAUUUUGGCCCAGGACGUGAAAAAAAAUGUAACAGAAAAAUUGAAUUACUCGGCAGUUACAUUGACCUUCUCCAACUGCGUCAUUGCGAUUACUGUGUAUGCACUUGUGUAAUACAACCGAAGCGAUCUAACAAUGUUGUCACGGCUAUCAGCUUUAGAGAUCAAGUAACAAAUAUCUAUGAAAACAUGGUUGUUGUCGGUGUACGAUUUGUGAAGAAAGACUUCAUGAUCCAUAUUCAAAUAAAAGAAAGGCCACUGAGAAGACGUGGAUUGAAUGACUCAGGUUCUUGGAAAGAGCUGGAAAGUUUCGAUGUCAAUGAGCAGACUGGAAGAUUUGUUUUGAUUAAUAACAACACCGAAAGUCCACUGUUUGUCGGGAUUGACUAUGGAAACCCGAGGAUCAUUAACUUUGAUGAUUUAAUUGCACCUAAAGGUUUUGUUGUAACAGGUGUUAGAUUAGGAUUCGUAGAAAAUACACUCGAUUAUCGACAAUUCAAGACAAAACCUAUUGAACUACAAAUUAGAGUAACCCCAUUCGAUUAUAUUCAAGGACAGCUUAUUGAUCUUCAUAGAACAUAUUGGAUAGCUCUGGAACAUCAAAGUCACCAUGACAGAAAACAUUUAAAUCUUCCACAUCCUGAUGACCCUACAAAGUCAUCAGAAAAUGUAAUUGACUCAAAAACAAACCAAUUUAUAAAAUUUCGAGCUUCUGAUUUAAAGAAAGAUGCCGGACAAUCAACUGUGCCAUUUUUUGAUGCCUUGGAAGCAGAAGGUGACCCUAAUUUUCCUUUGGGAGGAAUUGGAAUCAUUCAUCGUGGACAGAAAGGAUUCGGUGGAUUUUUGGCAUUAAAAAUUUUUGAGUUAGAUCUUUCUAAGUACUUCAAAACAUAA